Saccharomyces cerevisiae S288C is the source of this 2223-nucleotide messenger RNA. It is a transcript of the gene MPF1, whose product is annotated as Mpf1p. Bases 1 to 2223 code for a protein of 740 amino acids. The transcript has a single exon. NCBI's taxonomy places the organism in Eukaryota, Fungi, Ascomycota, Saccharomycetes, Saccharomycetales, Saccharomycetaceae. The record is from RefSeq and is marked reviewed.
AUGUCCUCCAGCAUCUUUGAAAUGACAAUAGACCACGACGGUAUGGAUAGUACGGGGCUGAAGCUUUCACAGACAGCCUCAUCCAUAUCCAUGGGCGACGAGUUUCUUUGUUCCAGUACUACUAGUAAUUCUAUUCUGGAUUCUCCGCUUCCGAAAGUGACUUUUAACCAUAUCGAUAGCAUAACAGACAUUAACACAAACAUCAUGAACGAAAUAGUGGAGCCACAAUCCGGAGUAGAUGUUGAUGUUGCUGACAAAAACGUGCUUUACUGCAUAGAUCCGUACCCAGUGGAACCUCCGUGUUAUGAUUUUGCGAAUCCGUCUAAAGUCAUUAGGUACCCUAUAUAUGAGCAUUGUCGUCCGUGCCUCACUUCUGUGAAACCUCCCAGUUAUACACCGUCUGUAGAACACUAUACUGUGGUUUCUAUGAAGAUGGAAAAACUAUCGCCCUUUGAAAAUGCUUCUUCUCGAUUAUGGAACAACUUUAUUCUUCAAAUAAACUCUACGCAGAUAAACUUUUAUUCUAUUGACGAUUCAUUAACCAGGCAUAUUAAAAACUAUCGUGGUGGUGACAUGUUUGACCAUUCCCACCAUUCCAAAACUGCUAGCGAUCGCCAUCAUUCGGCUCGGUCGUUAUUAAAUGCGUUCACGACGAAAUCCACUUACCAAUUCGAUAAAUAUGACAAGGAAAGGAUAUGCGGGGAAAUAGCACGAGACGAGCACAAAUUUUUAUCAGAUGAGCGCCUCUUUAAGAGUUACUCCCUGCAAUGUGCCAAAGUUGGUCUGCCUAUAGAUUAUUCCUCUAGAGAUUUUGUUUUAAGAAUGCGUUGUGAGGGACAACAGUUUCUAGUGCAGUUUUCUCAUGUAGACGAAUUGAUCUAUUGGGCUAUGUAUUUGAACAUGGGUAUAUCCCUGUCCUUGGAUCUGGAAUUGAGGGAAAUGCCCACCUAUAGAAGCGUUCCCAGAAGGAGACAUCCGAGGGCAAGAAGAUUUAAGCAACACAAUAAGAACAAAAACAAAAACAAGAGCAGACAAAAUAGUGAUAGAAAUGAUUCUCGCUCCCACUCUUUACUUUUAAGAAGAUCACACACCUCUUCUGUUGUAACAAAAGUGGCCACCGGCAACGAACGUCCGACAAACAAAUCAAGAUCAAGAAGUUUAAGCUUGCUACCUCCCUCUGUAUCCGAUGCGAGUCAUGACUCCAAUGGGCCCAAUGACUCUGGUUCAUUGGCAGGGGAGAGUUCUCAAACUGAUUUUUGUGGCUUAUUUACAUCAAAACUAAGAAAUUUCUUUAAAACAGAUUCCAGUUCGAGAAAAAACUCUAAUAUGGACAUUGGACAAAAAAUGAGAUCGAAGGAACUGAAUAGUGUUCAAGAAGAAAUCGAUGACAAUGGUAGUACUACUAAUACCAAUACUUCUGUUCUAUCUUCCACUUUUUCUCCCACAGCACAUUCUGUUUUAACGGCACAAACAUCCAUCCAUGAAAACUUCAGAAGUAGAUCGAAUUCCAACCCUAUAGAUCCUUUGCGCUGUGAUCGGUCAGUGUUGAAAAUUAAUAAUUUUGAACCGGUAUACGAGGGAACAGGAAGGUCAACUAUUUCGAAUUCUGCUGAGCGUACGAAUCGUGAAGAAAAGUUAAACCGUGGCAAUGAAGAUGUAAAUGGAGAUGAAGAUGAUGACGAAGACGAAGACGAUGCUAAUUACGAAGAGGAUGAUGAAGAUGGAUAUGUUGAGGAUGAUGACAUCAAUAGAUUGGUAUAUUUGGAUGAAAGAGAAUCUCGCUAUGAGAAUGCGGACGUUGAGUACGGUACAAUAUUCAGUACGAAAAGCUUUUCCGUGACUGGUUGUUUAAAUCAUGAUUUUCCAAAGAAAUUGUCACUAAAAUGUGGAAAUAAGAAUCAAUCCAGUAACGAUUCGAAGUGGGCACCGGCGACACAACUAGUUUCAAGGAAAAGAUAUAUCAAAGACUCAUUAAGAUGCAUCAAACCGUUAACGGAAGACCACCCAUGGGUAGGUAAGAUUAUUUUCAAACCGGCACUGCCACCAGCAUUCGAAACGAAUAAUCCACCUAUAAGAGUUUAUAGUGGUGAAGAUAGUACGGACUUGAUGCACGUGAAAAACCAUUAUUUAAAGCCAUACAUAGUGGGAUCCUGCGGGUUUUUGAAAACUGGCUCAAAACUUUUUCACUUUUACGAUAGAACUAACGACCUUACGAAUUUAUGA